CACAGUACACAGAAGCGCACAUUGCAUUGCGCUGGUGUACACAUGGUUAUUGUGUUAAUUGUGUACAUUUGCGAGGACAAGCGCUCUGAACAGUAUGAGGAAAAACUGCCUGUAUGUCAUAUACCGAUGGACAUCACUGGAUUUUUAAAGUGUAACCCGCACAUUAAGGAAGACCAUAGAUAGCCUAACUGCAGCUAUGUAAAUGUCUCGAUCGGAAUAGUCGCGGGGAGAAACACAAGAAUCUCAUUUAUCACAAAACAUGACGAUACAGCGGACGUACAGCUUAUAACGCUACAAAAGGCAAGACUGAAAAAAGCAAAGAGGAUGAGGAUACCAUCACCAGGCUCUCUUCGCUCAGCCCCAGAUGCCUCCGCUCCCUCUUGACGAGCGCAUAGUGGUUAUUCAGCGGCCCAAAAGUUUGGCCUUGCACGUGGCCUCCCCACCAACCACUUCACAGUCUUCCUCACACCGCCCAGCCACUCACAACGAGCCCCCACCCUGCUUACCACAACCCCAACCCCCACCACCCCAUUCCCAUCCAGGUUCCAAAUACCUGUCUCUGGAAUGCAAGCACAGGCAAUCUUCCCAUGUUCAGAGAGAUAAAGGAGAACGAGGUGCUCCCUUUGAGGGCAGCGGCCACAAUACUAGCCAUUGUCACAGCAAUGGGACAGUAACUUUAGGUCCCAGACCUCACAAGCACACGCAUACCAUUGACAUUAGAGUGUCUUUGGACAAAGGUGGAAGAGGAGGAUCUUACAUAGACCAAGGCCGCAGCAGUAGUCUUACCCGAAGUGGAAGCAUCAAAGGGAACAGAACUAAACGGGUGUCACUGCACUUGGAUCCAGGGCAAGGCGAAAGGAAAUGCAAAGGAAAGUCUUCCGAAUUAGUGGAGAAGCACCACCAGAACCAUCAUCAGAGUCAAAACCGGACUCAGCACAGUAGCCAUCAUCCGAACCAACUCACAGUCUCUCCUGGAGGGAUCUUAGAAUUUGUACCAGCGCAGAGACAGCAGUCAAAAUCCAAGCCAACAAGAGAGAGAGACCUGUCAUCAAAGUCUUACUCUGCAACUGCCAGCCACCCAUUGCACAGUGAGAGGGACGUAUCAUCUGUAGGAAACAAAGAAAACUCCAAACUGGGACCCGGCCACCAACUGCCCCACGCCCACAGCCUAUCCCGUCACCACAGUUCAGCCCCAUUACCCCAUGCUGCCAUCCUAAACCCUCACUACCCUGCUGUACCACCCUCACUCCCUUCCCGAGCCCCUUCCUCUUACCAGCACAUCAGUCAACCCUGUCCCUCACACACUAGAGAACAUCGGCCCCAAAUUCUUCACGCUUUACCCCUCUCCCCUACUUCCUCCCAAGGAGGCUUCCCCAGUCCUGACCACACAUGUACGAUUGACUUUUCCCACCCUUGUGGCUGUUGGAGGUUGGUUCGUUGUAGAAGAGGUAGAGGUCACUCGGCUGGCUGCCACGGUCGUAGUACAAGCCCAUCCUCUUCAUUUUCCCACGCCCCAGGAACAAGUGCUGCCAACGGAGGUGGCGGAACCAUGGGAUUGAAGACUUUAGGAGGGUGUCUGUCAACUGCUUCCACCACCAACACCUCCUCUUCCAACAGCACUGUCUCGGACUGUCGCACAGGGCUGCUCAGACCUUUGGGUUGUGCAUCCUGUUCUGGAGAAGCUGGAGGUUUUGAGAGCCCUGCUGCUUUCCGUAAGAAACUGGUUGGGGGUUGUUUACCUUGUACUCCCCUUUCCUCAUCUGCACCUCUUCGAGUACUCCAGAGUUGCGUCAGUGGGUGCAAUCCUAAAACAAGCCAAACUGGCAGCUCCACGUGCAGUUACUGCAGUAGUGACCCCAUUGUAGUGACCUUUAACCCGCACAGAGGGAAUCCUCACAACAUGGGGCGUAAUAUUGGUGCACAUACCAUGGGAGGAUACCAGCCUGAUGAUAACGAUUACAGUGUACGCACAAUCUGGCCGGAGGAGCUAGCGAAAAAGAUGACUCGCUCUAAAACUCAACCUAUCCAUCACAAUGCAGGUAUCGGAAUGGGCUCAGGGAGGACCUGCAUGGGCCACAACCAGAAUAGUGGCAAUGGUGGCAAUCCUGUAAUCCUGGACUGCCGGAACCUUAUGGAGUUCACUCGUUCCCAGUUGACAGAUCAGGCAGGACGACGGAGGCUCCAGCAAGGAAAGAUGGCAGUUUUGGACUUUAUCGGAUCAGGGAAUAGUGGAGACCAGGGUAGAGAUUCCCUCAAGCGGCUUUGGAACAAAGGAGCAGAUGCUUGCAUGGGGGAUGGCAACGGGUUUGAUGAUGAAGUGCUUCCACAAUCCCUAUCCCUCCGCUCUCCAUCUCCAGAUUCCCCUCCAUCCUUCUCACCCCCACCCUCUGCUCCUAGCACGCUUAUUAAGCCCAAACCCAAACAGCGAGAGAGGGAGGGUGGACACACCUUACCCUCGGCACAGUCGCUCCACUUGGUCCUCAACUCACUCAACAGAGAACAAGAUAAGGAAAAUGGACGAGUGCACCUUUCCCUCCCUCUUUCCUCAUCCCUCCCAGCUUCACUAUCUGAGGAGAGUGUCAUGACCCCAGAUAUGGAGAAUGCUGUGAUCAGCCCCAUCCUCCCUUUCCUUUUUCUUGGCAACGAGAGAGAUGCACAGGAUUUGGAUCUACUGCUUCGUCUCAACAUUGGUUUUGUGGUCAAUAUCACAACCCAUCUUCCCCUCUACCACCUGGACACAGGCUUGGUGCGUUACAAAAGACUCCCUGCCACUGACAACAGCAAGCAGAACCUGCGACAGUAUUUUGAAGAGGUUUUUGAGUUUAUCGAGGAAGCUCACCAGUGUGGACGGGGCGUUCUUGUGCACUGCCAAGCAGGUGUGUCCCGCUCAGCUACUAUAGUCAUUGCUUACCUGAUGAAGCACACCCUCAUGACCAUGACUGAUGCCUAUAAGUAUGUGCGCGGUCGGCGGCCAAUAGUCUCCCCCAACCUCAACUUCAUGGGCCAGCUGCUAGAGUUUGAGAGAGACCUCAACUCUGGGGUAACACCUCGCAUCCUCACCCCCAAACUGAGUGGCCUGGAAACACAAGUUUAAAAGGGUGGCGCAAGAAGAUUGUGAGAAAACGAGAGGGGAGAAGGAGAUGAAUAAGAAGAGGGAAUUGAUGGACAGAAAUGGAUGGAUAAAAAAACAUGGGUAAGAAUAAAGCCGUUUAACGAUAACAAACAGUUAAGGAUUUGAAGAGAGAUGACAGAAAUAACUAGAAGAUGAAAGCAGUCCGAAAGAAAUAGAGGAAAUAGUCUUGGUCUAUUUUAAUUGAAGUAUCUCCACGCUUUCUGUUUCAUAUAAAUAGCAUUUAUUUGACACAUGCAUCACAUUCGAGACCCAAGAGCUGUAGCAAACUUCAAACUCCUUUUCCACUGUGCACAGAACAUUUCUAGACAGAUUAUUUUUGAUUUGGGAGAUCAUUUGAAGGCACUUUUUGGGUUACUUUGCGUUAGCUGCCAACUAUUUAUAAAUUUGUCCACUGACAUGAAGAUUAAUUUUGCCUUUUAAAUUUUUUCGAUAUUGCUAUUUUUGUUACUUGAUCUUACAUCUUGCAUUCUUUAUCUUAGUGUAUUUGUGUGGGAGGUGUGCGAUAGUGUUGAUGUGGAAGUGGAACUGAUUUAAGUAAUUUUCACUUUCUUUUAUUUUUCAUGGGACAUGAACCAGCCAUUCUAAUGUCAGAUAUUAUCCAAAAAUCAUAUAUUUCUUUUUUAUUUCUUGCUUAUGAUAUUUAACAGAUGGCAAUUUGUAUAAAGCACUGUGUAAUGAAAAAAAAAUGUGUUAAUAGGAAAAGUGGAUAAUAGACUAUAAAAUAGGUUUUUUAUUUUCUGUCUUUUUUAUUCAACUCACUAUUUAUUUUACUUUGGGCAGGCAGUGCAAUGGCUUAAAUUUACUCAGAUUUAAUUUAAUAUAAUUUUUUGUGCUUUCUGUAUGUUUUGUUUUUUUGUUUG
Sinocyclocheilus anshuiensis is the source of this 3993-nucleotide messenger RNA. RefSeq lists its product as uncharacterized. Gene Ontology annotation, biological process: negative regulation of JUN kinase activity; peptidyl-tyrosine dephosphorylation. Gene Ontology annotation, cellular component: cytoplasm; cytosol. NCBI's taxonomy places the organism in Eukaryota, Metazoa, Chordata, Actinopteri, Cypriniformes, Cyprinidae. The record is from RefSeq and is a predicted model, not a curated record. Bases 365 to 3094 code for a protein of 909 amino acids. The transcript has 5 exons. Gene Ontology annotation, molecular function: protein tyrosine/threonine phosphatase activity; MAP kinase tyrosine phosphatase activity; MAP kinase tyrosine/serine/threonine phosphatase activity.